AUGGCUUAUGUUCCUAUCAGCCUAUCACAUAAUGCGGUGCCCAAUAGGAGAAGGUGGAAAACUGCCAGAAAUGCCGACAUAAAGUCAAUAACUUGCACGCGACCUCUUGUCAAUCUUUCUUUGUUGCCUUUGACCAAACCUGCUGAACUUGCGCAUCAAAUGUCGACCGAGGCUGAAGGAACCUUUGAGGUGGCAGACGCCAGCCUCUACACCAAGACUUGGACACCCCAAGGCCCCGUUCGAGCCCAGGUGAUUCAUGUCCAUGGCUUCAGUGAUCACGUCAACUGGUACGAUGACGUGUAUCGAAUUUUAGCCUCUAGUGGCAUUCAGGUCUUCGGCUUUGACCAGAGAGGCUGGGGUCGAAGCGUCAAACAACCCUCUGACAAAGGAAAUACCGGUUCAACGGCGCGCGUAGUUGCCGAUGUUGCAGCGUUCAUCGAGAGCAAGCUCCCUUCGGAUGUCCCUGUUUUUGUCCUGGGACACUCAAUGGGCGGCGGUGAGGUUCUCAUGCUUGCGGCCGAUCCUCAGUACGCCAAGCUCGUCAGCCAGGUGCGUGGUUGGAUUCUCGAGGCUCCAUUCAUCGGAUUCGCGCCUGAAGAAGUCCCAAGCUCGUUCAAGAUUGCAGCAGGCCGGAUAGCUUGCAAGAUCCUGCCGAGAUUCCAGAUUAAGCAUCAACUCGACGUUAUGAACUUGACGCGCAAAACGGAGGUGGCAAAGGGCUUCAAGGAAGAUCCCCUCUGCCAUGACACAGGUACGCUGGAAGGCCUGGCAUCGCUUCUUGACCGUACGGCGGCUCUGCAAUCGGGGUCUAUAAAGCUGGGCAAGGAAGUAAAGUCUCUCUGGCUCGGCCACGGAGACCAUGACAAGGCCUGCAGUUAUGAAGCCGCGAUCGAAUUCGCAAAGAACCAGGAUAUCGAGGACAAGGUAGUCAAGACGUAUGUGGGAGGUUACCACGCCCUGCACGUGGACCUGUGCCAGGAGGAAUAUGCGAAGGAUAUCACCGAUUGGAUCCUAGAGAGGAGUACAGGUUCAUGCACCACUUUUGACAUCGUGCUGCCUGUUCUAUCAGAUCUAUGGAGACAAACCUAG
This is a messenger RNA of Fusarium pseudograminearum CS3096, 1089 nucleotides long. RefSeq lists its product as uncharacterized. Bases 1 to 1089 code for a protein of 362 amino acids. The record is from RefSeq and is a predicted model, not a curated record. NCBI's taxonomy places the organism in Eukaryota, Fungi, Ascomycota, Sordariomycetes, Hypocreales, Nectriaceae. The transcript is spliced from 5 exons. Gene Ontology annotation, molecular function: lipase activity. Gene Ontology annotation, cellular component: membrane.